Molecule: messenger RNA, 3876 nt
Organism: Triticum aestivum (bread wheat)
Lineage: Eukaryota; Viridiplantae; Streptophyta; Magnoliopsida; Poales; Poaceae
Exons: 15
Coding region: 1950-3032 (360 amino acids)
Source: RefSeq, a predicted model, not a curated record
UACACCAAGAUUGUGAUAGCUAGCUAAGCUACUGUCUUUUUUGGCUGCGCAAGUAUGUCUCUGAACAAUCAAAUUUGUCAUCAUCAUCAUCAUCUUGCUCGAGCUGUGGUGAAUUUUGUGUGUGCUGCCCAUCGGCCAUUCAAAUAUUUCUUCUUCUUUUUUGGAUUCAGUACAACAUCGUCACCGAGUAGUGCAUAGGAGAAGGAAGGGUUCAUCUUGACAGCCAAGCCAAGGUUAGUGGCUUUCCCUGUUUUGUGCUCACGCGAUUUUGGAAUGCUAUGUGUGUCCACGUCCAUCUACCCGUUGUUAAUUCUGUCUUGGCCUUCAAGACUACAUACUACUUCAUUGUGAUCCACCUCCAAAGACCACCUAACAGCAGCCCAGAUUUUAAUUUUCCUGCGGCUGCUGCUUUGUGCUGCACUUGUUGUAGCAGCAGCACUACUUCAAGCACAAGUCUUGUAGUAGCUUAGCAUAGCAGCCCAGUGGCGCUCUUCUUGCAAGAGUUUUUGCUUUGUCAACUUGAAAGGUAAGUGUAGUAGUAUACCAUUCUUGGCUUAAGAUUUCCAAGCUAAACAUGUUGUAAAUACACGUGACUGUACUGCUACAAUCUGUGCUACCUCCCCUUUAUCUGGAUUAACUUGUCUUCACAUGCAUAAUUUGGUCCGUUAAAGUGAAUCUUCUCGGCAGGACAUGUCUUGUUGACAAGUUAUUUUUAAAUAUAAAUACAAGAUAGAAAGAAGAGGGGAGGCCUGGAGAGCUACUGUAAACAGGAAGUGGGGGUCAUAAUGCUUUUUGGUCAUACACUUGACUAGAAUCACGAGCCACUGUGUUGUUUCAAGUAUUCAGUCAGUUUUCGAUCUGGAUGAUAACCGUGUUGGCCCAUAUUAGCUGCAGCUAACAGAGGACUAGGGGGAAGUGCUCUUCUCCGUGCUCAAGCAUGCCGGACAGGACGGCUGUCAGCAACAUGGCCAUCAGGUACAACAACGUCAACGUGGAUGCUGCCAACAGGAACGACAUCUUCAUCGAUGCUACAGACCGCAGGGGUUGUUUUCCUUCCUAAUGCUCCUCUGCUCCAAGGAAGGGAGAUCCUUGACGCGGCCGUGCGGCGGACUCCGUCAAGGGCCUCCAUCUUCGACCCUAGCAGCUGCUGCUAUCCUCCAGUGGCUGCUCCUCAAGGCACACGCAACAUCCAACAACCCUAGCCAGAGAGGCGCUGCUGCUGCCAAUGAGUUUGGCCAACACAAACACCUCUGCUUGCUCUGUUUCUUGGUUUGGGCAUGCGAGGUCGUCUGCUCGAGCAACCCCAAUUUUACUGUUUUAUUUAGCCGUUCCACAAAACGGUGGACCUGCUUUCAGGAUGUUGGAGCUGUUGUAUUGGUCGCACCAGGGCUAGUUAAUUAGUUAGUUUUUCUGUAGAUGCAACUCUGAAUUUAUUUGCAUCAUCCACCCUUUUACUGCUGUUCAUCCGCUACUGCUAGCUCUAGGUUAGUGCUGUUGUUUGUCCGCAAUGUUCCCGCCUUGAGAAUGAAUUUGACAAUAAAAUUCGUUGCUUGCUCUGUUUGUCAACCCUUCCUUUUAUUUUCUGUUUGAUUUGGACGCCGUGUUUUGUAAAAAAUGGUAGCCUUUGAGUGUUUUGAUGCUCGACUGCUUGCUAUAUAAAGAUUUGAAUUCAGAGGUGCUCUCCUUCCUUCGUGAUAUGUUUUAGUGGUGGAAUGUUUCUUCUUUCAAAUCUCUAGGUAGAACUGACUUUGAGUCAGAAGUGCAAGUCUUACUAGUCUAGUUUUGCCAGUGGCUGGUGCUAAAUACUAUACUGUUCAUUUAUUAAUAUUGCUAGGAGGAGUCGAGCAGAGGAGAAGGGGUUCAAUGGACGACAUCGGCGAGGAUGAAGAGGACCACCGGGACAUGAGAGAUCCUACGCCUCACUAGCUCGACGACCUGACGGAACCUCUAUGUCCUGCUCAGCACGCCCCGUCCAAUUCCAUGGACGACAUCGACGACCGGGACAUGCGCCCAAGCUGAUGAGGACAUCGUCGAGUCCGACCUCAACCUCUACUAUGAGGUCGUCCACCACGACUCCCAGCAGGAGAAAGGGUCGAGCAGAGAAGGGUUCAAUGGACGGCGUUUGCGAGGAGAAAGAAGACCACCGGGACAGGAGGGAUCCCACGCCCGACGAGCUCGACGACCUAACAGAACCUCUAUGUACUGCUCAGGUCGUGAUGAUACUCUACCGGGUGGCUUCCGGCAUCGACCUUGACACCAUGAAGUACAUCCAUUUCCAAGGGAGAGCUUAUAUGGCUGAGAAGCUCGGCAUCAACAAGAGUGUCAGCCUGGAGUUGUGCAUCCUCCUCGUCUUCAAGCAUUACGGAACAACCAUGGUCGGGCUGCCGAGCAGUCUUUUGCCAGGUGCGCCUUUGGCGAUGGCGGCGCGGAGGCAACGCCGUCCAACACGAGUUUGGUCAGCGAAGAAGCUGUCUAUGUCGGCACUCACUGCCGCGCGGCUCCUCUGUUGGCCGCUUCUUCCACUCCAGCAUGUAGCGGUUAGUUCUCUGAUGUUGCUCCUCGAGGAUGAUACAUUUAGAACCCGUGGCGUUGCGUGUGACUCAGCAGAUGCAGCGACUGGAUCCCUGAUGUUGCUCCUCAAGGAAGAUGCACUUGUAACCAUGAUAUCACCUGCGCGUCAGCAGAAAGCAUUUCUGGAUGUAGCGACUCACUGUCCGAUGUUGCCCCUCAAGUAUGAUGCACUUGUAACCCGCGGCGUCACCUGUGCCUCAGCAGUUGAUUGUGAUUUCUUGCCUCCCGCGAGUGUAUCUGUUGGCCAUACAGGCUGGGCUCGGUCUCCCUGUCUUUGUCCAGCUCUCCGCUGUCACCGUGUGACGGCAACGGCUACAAACAUUAAAGGUUCCGUGUCAUGGAAUGGAUGGAUGAUAGUGAGCGAGCAAUGGAUCUCGCUGAAUACGCCUUGCCGGUCUAGAGAGUGUUGGGCUUGGAAGCGGGGACACCCAGAUGUGCGAGGAGGUGGCCAUAUUGGUUGAAGGCAGGGCUCGCUGGAUGUAUUUAAGCAAUCAAUCAACAUGCACGAGGAACCCUGUUGCCAUUGGAUGGUCUAAAGGUCUGUAGAGAUCCCAAUGUUAUGGUUCCUGUGUCUGCGUGGAAUGGACCAGGAUACUUGGGACUUGGGAGGGUAUAUACAUGCUGAAAUUGGUCCAACUGUGACUUCCCCCUCCUCACUAUGUCAAACCUUGCUUGAUAAAUCGGCCUUGAUGUCAUGACCCAUAUCAGAGAUUACAUGGUGAAGAAGCUCCGUGUCGACAAGAGCAUCAUCCUGAAGCACUGCAUCCUCAACUACAAGCAGUACGGAACCACCAUGGCUGUGGGCCGUAGGGUACCAAUUAUACUAUGGUGAUUUUCACGUCCACGGGUACUGCCUGCCAGCUGUUUGUUGGUCAAGAUUACAUGGUGGAGAUGCUCAGCGUCGACAAGGGCGUGAUCCUGGAGCUCUGCGCCCUCAGCUACAACAAUUACAGAAGCCCCGUGCCUAGGUUGUAGGCAUAUCACAGAGGGAGGCAGCAAGGAGAGAAUCUAGGAAAAUGUGAACUAUUUUAUUUGUCCUUUGCCGAUGGAUGAAUUCCGUUUGGUACCAUGUUGUGUUGAUGCUGUUCUCGAUUUGUUAUGCAUUCGCAUAUGCUUGUUGGUGGCAAGACGAGAAAAGGCGGUCGUUGAAUUGGGUUGACACAAGUGGCAAGGCGCCGAAGAGAGGCGAGAUUCAGACCGGAAGCACUGUGUAAAAUGAGCUGGACUUGCAAAUUGUGUUUAGGCUGGGUGUUGUUGAACUCAGGAACCUGUACCUGUUGAAAAUUGAUGUCAUUUACUCGUUCA